Messenger RNA from Funneliformis geosporum, 477 nucleotides. The record is from the annotation of a GenBank genome assembly. NCBI's taxonomy places the organism in Eukaryota, Fungi, Glomeromycota, Glomeromycetes, Glomerales, Glomeraceae.
AUGGUAUUCAUAUUUGAAAAGAACACUGAAAAGGCAAGAAAAGUUGUCGCAAUUUCGAUACCGGUGCUAAUUGGGGCAUUAUUCAAUUAUUUUCUUAAUAAAAAGAAAGUCCAAGCCGAGACAGAAGAAAUUAAAUUAAAAAACAAAAUUACUAAGGAAAUAACUUACGACCAACUACAAAAGGAAAAUAAACAAAAGGAUAUCAAAAGCAAGCUGGAAAUAUUUCAAAGGUUAGUAAAAUUAGAGGAGGAAAUAAAAAACAAAGAAAACAAGACCGCUGGCGACCAAAAAAAAUUAGAAUCUUUGGAAAUGAUAAAAAAAGAGUUUAAAGAGACUUUUGCGGUUGAAGCAAGAGAGGAGUCAAGAUUAAUUGAGAAAGAAAAAAACUUAGAAAUCAAACAGGAAACUGACAAGGCAACCAAAAGGAUAAAGUCUAAUAAAGUUAGUUCAAAGAAAAAUACCAAAUCAAUUAAAUAA